Messenger RNA from Alexandromys fortis (reed vole), 6381 nucleotides. It is a transcript of the gene Kif15, whose product is annotated as kinesin family member 15. NCBI's taxonomy places the organism in Eukaryota, Metazoa, Chordata, Mammalia, Rodentia, Cricetidae. The record is from RefSeq and is a predicted model, not a curated record. Gene Ontology annotation, biological process: microtubule-based movement. Gene Ontology annotation, molecular function: microtubule binding; ATP binding; microtubule motor activity. The coding region runs from base 141 to 4310 and encodes 1389 amino acids. The transcript has 35 exons.
UCGACGUCAGCGCACGCUGGCGUCACCCAACCACGCCCUCGGGGGCGUGACGCGUGGGCGGCGCCAAAUUCAAAUCCGUGGCCAUCUUGGCGGGAGGAUCCUAGCGGCUACGGCGGUCGCGAAUCUGCGCGGAGGUCGCCAUGGCCCCUGGCUGCAAAGCUGAGUUACGAAAUGGGAUGAAUUCUCAUUCCACCCAGCCAAGUAAUGAAGGUGAUGCCAUCAAAGUUUUUGUGAGAAUCCGUCCUCCUGCGGAGGGCCCAGGACCUUCAGAUGGAGAGCACAGCUUGUGCUUGUCUGUGCUCUCCCCGACGACGCUCCGGCUGCACUCCAACCCAGACCCCAAGACCUUUGUGUUUGAUUAUGUUGCAGGCAUGGACACCACUCAGGAGUCUGUGUUCUCAACAGUGGCUAAAAGCAUUGUGGCGUCCUGCAUGAGCGGUUAUAACGGGACCAUCUUUGCAUACGGACAGACUGGCUCAGGAAAGACAUUUACUAUGAUGGGACCAUCAGACUCCGAUAAUUUUUCUCAUAAUCUGAGAGGAGUAAUCCCACGAAGUUUUGAAUAUUUGUUUUCCUUAAUUGAUCGUGAAAAAGAAAAGGCUGGCGCUGGGAAGACGUUCCUGUGUAAGUGCUCCUUUAUUGAGGUCUACAAUGAGCAGAUCUAUGACCUGCUGGACUCGGCGUCAGCUGGACUGUACUUGAGGGAACACAUAAAGAAGGGCGUCUUUGUGGUCGGUGCCGUGGAGCAGGUGGUGACCUCAGCUGCUGAGGCCUAUCAGGUCUUAUCUAGAGGAUGGAGGAACAGGCGUGUAGCGUCGACAUCCAUGAACAGAGAAUCCUCUAGGUCUCAUGCAGUCUUUACAAUCACAAUAGAAUCAAUGGAGAAAAGCAACGAAACUGUGAACAUUCGGACCUCCCUCCUCAACUUGGUGGAUUUAGCAGGAUCUGAGAGACAGAAAGAUACCCAUGCAGAAGGGAUGAGGUUGAAGGAAGCAGGUAACAUAAACCGAUCGCUGAGCUGCCUGGGCCAGGUCAUCACUGCACUUGUUGACGUGGGCAAUGGAAAACAGAGGCAUGUCUGCUACAGAGACUCCAAACUUACCUUCUUACUUCGGGAUUCGCUUGGUGGUAAUGCCAAAACAUCCAUAAUUGCAAAUGUUCAUCCAGGAUCCAGGUGUUUUGGGGAAACACUGUCAACACUUAAUUUUGCUCAAAGGGCCAAGCUGAUUAAAAACAAGGCUGUGGUGAACGAAGAUACCCAAGGAAAUGUCAGCCAGCUGCAAGCUGAAGUGAAGAGGCUCAAGGAACAGCUAUCUCAAUUUACUUCUGGUCAGAUCAUGCCAGAAAGCUUACUGACCAGAGACAAAGAGAAGACUAACUACAUAGAACAUUUCCUGGAAGCAAUGCUAUUCUUUAAGAAAUCUGAGCAGGAAAAGAAGUCUCUGGCAGAAAAAAUUACCCAACUAGAAGACCUCACCCUCAAAAAGGAAAAGUUUAUUCAGUCUAAUAAAAUGAUCGUGAAGUUCCGCGAGGACCAGAUAAUGCGUCUAGAGAGGCUGCAGAAGGAGGCCCGGGGACGCUUCCUGCCUGAGGAGCAGGACCGGCUGUUGUCCGAGCUGAGGGACGAGAUCCAGACUCUGCGAGAACAAGUGGAGCACCACCCCAGAGUUGCAAAGUAUGCUAUGGAAAAUCAUUCCCUCCGGGAAGAGAAUAGAAGACUGAAAUUAUUAGAGCCUGUGAGAAGAGCCCACGAAAUAGAUGCCCAGUCUAUUGCGAGACUAGAAAAGGCUUUCUCUGAAGUGUCUAGCAAAGAGAAAAACGACAAAGGUCUGCAAGGAUUUUCUCCCAAAGCACUGAAAGAACCAAAUUUCUUCGUAAACACUGAGAAGUUAAAAGCACAGCUCCUGCAAAUUCAGACAGAGCUAAAUAACUCAAAGCAAGAAUAUGAAGAGUUCAAAGAGCUAACUCGGAAAAAGCAGGUAGAACUGGAAUCUGAGCUUCAGUCUUUGCAAAAAGCAAACCUCAAUCUUGAAAACCUUUUGGAAGCAACAAAAGCCUGCAAGCGCCAGGAAGUUUCCCAGCUGAAUAGAAUUCAUGCCGAAACACUUAAGACAAUCACCACUCCAACGAAGGCUUAUUCACACUGUUCAAAACUGGCCACAAAGUCAAGCCCUGAGGUGGGGAAUUUCGGCUUCCUGUACACACAGAAUUCCAGCAGUUCAGACAACGACAUAUUAAAUGAGCCAGUGCCGCCUGAGAUGAGUGAACAAGCUUUGGAGGCCCUCUCUGAAGAGCUUCGAACUGUGCAGGAACAACUGAGCGCUCUUCAAGUCAAGCUGGACGAAGAAGAGCACAAAAACCUGAAACUUCAGCAGACGGUUGACAAACUGGAGCACCACUCUACACAGAUGCAGGAGCUUUUUUCAUCAGAAAGAAGUGAUUGGACCAAACAGCAACAAGACUAUCUUGCGCAGUUGAAUGACCUUGAAAAACAGCUUCAGGAUACUCACACUAAGAACGACUUUUUGAAAUGUGAGGUCCAUGACCUACGAAUUGUUCUUCACUCCGCUGACAAAGAACUUUCUGUGGUGAAACUGGAGUAUAGCACGUUCAAAGAGAGCCAAGAGAAAGAACUAAACCAGCUUUCUGAAAGACACGUGCAGGUUCAGCUUCAGCUGGACAACACCAGAUUAGACAACGAAAAGCUGCUCAAGAGCCAAGCCUGCCUGCAGGAUUCCUACGAUAACUUACAAGAAGUAAUGAAAUUUGAAAUUGACCAACUUUCAAAAAAACUCCAGAGCUGCAAACAAGAAAAUGAAACUUUGAAGUCUGAUCUGCAUAAUCUGAUGGAGCUUUUCGAUGCAGAAAAAGAACGCAACAACAAAUUAUCAAUACAAUUUGAAGAAGAUAAAGAAAAUAGCUCUAAAGAAAUCUUAAAAGUUCUAGAGGCUGUGCGUCAGGAGAAACAGAAAGAGAUGGCCAAAUGUGAGCAGCAGAUGGCAAAAGUACAGAAACUAGAAGAAAGCUUGCUUGCUACUGAAAACGUGAUCAGUUCUCUGGAAAAGUCUAGAGAUUCGGACAAGGAACUUGUCACUAAUCUCAUGAACCAAAUCCAGGAGUUAAGAACAUCAGUUGGUGAAAAAUCAGAAACCAUAGACACCCUGAAACAAGAACUACAAGACAUCAAUUGCAAGUACAAUGUUGCUGUGGCUGAGAAAGAAGAGAGCAAAGAGUUGAUCAGGAGACAGGAAGUGGAUAUCCUGGAACUAAAAGAAACUCUCAGACUGAGAAUCCUCUCAGAGGACAUUGAGAAGGACAUGCUGUGUGAAGAUCUGGCCCAUGCCACUGAGCAGCUGAACACGCUCACAGAGGCCUCAAAGAAGCACUCUGGGCUCCUGCAGUCUGCCCAGGAAGAGCUGACCAAGAAGGAGGCGCUGAUCCAGGAGCUUCAGCACAAGUUAAACCAAGAGAAAGAGGAAGUAGAGCAGAAGAAGAAUGAAUAUAACUUCAAAAUGAGACAGCUGGGGCAUGUGAUGGAUUUUGCUACCGAGUAUCCACAGAGUCCCAAAACACCACCUCCUUUUCAACCUCAUUUGGCAAAACUCUUGGAAACACAAGAACAAGAGAUUGAAGAUGGACGGGCCUCUAAGAAUUUUUUGCAGCACCUUGUUACAAAACUAAAUGAAGAAAGAGAAGUCAGAAAUGCUGAAAUCCUCAGGAUGAAGGAUCAGCUGUGUGAAAUGGAGACUCUGCGCCUGGAGUCUCAGCAAUUAAGAGAGAAAAACUGGCUCCUGCAAAGUCAGCUGGAUGAUGUUAAAAGGCAGAAGGACAGUGGCAGUCAGAGUCACCCAGAGAGUCAACCGCUGAAGAACGAACAUGAAGAGGAGAUUGUCAAAGAAAGACUUGCUAAAAAUAAACUUAUUGAAGAAAUGCUGAAGAUGAGAACAGAGCUAGAAGAAGUCCAAAGUGCUCUUCAGAGUAAGGAAAAGGUCUGCCACAGAAUGGGUGAGGAGAUUGAGCGAACCAGAAUUUUGGAGUCCAGAGCAUUUCAGGAAAAGGAGCAGCUGCGGUCAAAACUGGAAGAAAUGUAUGAAGAAAGAGAGAGAACUUUCCAGGAAAUGGAGAUGCUGAGAAAGCAGCUCGAGUAUCUUGCUGAGGAAAAUGGAAAAUUGAUAGGUCAUCGAAACCUACAUCAGAAGAUCCAGUACGUAGUGCGUCUCAAGAAGGAAAAUGUCAGGCUUGCUGAGGAGACAGAAAAGUUGCGUGCUGAAAAUGUGCUUUUGAAAGAAAAGAAAAAGAAUGAGUUCUAAAGCUCCUAGCCAGCUCCCUAAACAUCACGUUGUUUAGAUUGGUUCUUUAAAAGUGAGAUUGCCCUUGCCCAAGUAAUAGAGCCAAACUAAAAGACCUUAAUUAUAAACCAUGGUGUGCAGUGACCCUCAGUAUUCUGAUGGAAUUCUGCAUGCAAACAGCAGACUGUCAAGUGGGUAACAAUGCACUUCCAGAUUUCCAGUCACUUGUAAGUUCUGGAAGAUCCUUUAAAAUAACCUGCAGCUGAGGUCUCUGGUGAAUGUUGACCAAGUCCUUUUCUCUUUAGAUUCACCUUUGAUAAACUUGGUGUGAAUUUGAUGGCUGGCUGAUUUUGUAGCAAACUUGUUCCUAUACGUUUGUUUGUUUGUUUGUUUGUUUGUUUGUUUGUUUUUUAUAACUAUUGUCAUGAGCAUUUUAUACAUGUCUAUUUUUUUCUACAGUCAAAUAAAUUUUUUCAAAAACAAGUUUUUAAAAAUUGUGUAUAAAUAUUUUGCCUACGUGUAUGUACCUGUAUCACAUGUGUGCCUGGUAUCCUUGGAGGUCAGAAGAAGGUUCCAGAUCUCCUGAAACUAGUUACUGAUAACUGUGAGCUACCUGUGGGUGCUGGGAACAAAACCCAGGCCUUCUGCAAGAACAAGUGCUCUUAACCUCUGGGCUAACUCUCAAGCCCUAGUUGUGAGUCUUUUGACCAGGAUCAUAGGGUCUCGUGUAAUCCAGGUUUACCUUGAUCUCACUCUGUAGGCAAAGAUGCCUGUGAAUUCCUGAUCCUCCUGCUUCUACCUCCAAAGUUUGAGGAUUUUAGGUGUGCACCAUCACACCCAGAUUGUUAGUUAGGUUUUGACAUUGGAUACACAAAUAAUAACCAAGUCACCCCACUAGCUUUACCUGGGCUUAGUUUGCUCUGAAAUCACUGAUUCUGUUGGCCACACGGCUUCCCACUAUUUCUCUACACCUCGCACAUCGGAUGCCAGCAGCUGUCUGCCUUACUCUGCUAAAACAUGAAGACCAUUUCUGCUAAAAGCACAGUGUUACUUUCCUAAUCUUGGGUGAAAACCAUGAGAGAAGCAGCUUAGAUGGGUUUUAGCUUGGCUUGCCCGUUUCCACAGCGUUAAGAUCUCUCCACUGUCAAGAGAAGCAGUAGGAGGCCUCUGCCUGUCAACUUCCUUCACUGCACAUGGAAUCGUUUACACCACAUACUACUCCCUGGGAUAAUCGAUGCUUUUUAUUUAAGAUUUGUUUUUAUAUGUGUAUCUGUGUCCGGGUAUGUGCACACGAGUGGAGGCGCCCAUGGAGGCCAGGAAAAGGCACUGGAUCUCCUGGAGCUCUGAUGUUGUGGGGAGCUGUGAGGUUGUGAGCUGCCUACACUGGUGGCUGGGAUCCGAACUGCUAAGCCAUUUCUCCAGCCCCCAAAACUCCACCCCCUUAUUUCCGGCACAAAACUACCAGCAUGCGGAACAAUGGGACAUGUUAAGAAUGUCCACGGAAAUAGUGUGCUGAACAAGAAGUGAAAUGCGUAGCCCAGGCCUCACAGAUCCAUUUGCCCCUGCCUCCUGAGGUGCGCCCCUAGCCUGGCCGCACCACUUUAUACCCUUCUAAAGCACUUUGGGGUUUUGUUUGUUUUACUUUUUUUUUUUUUUUAAGGAAAUGUACCCACAAUAUACACUGUCAUGGAUUGAAGUCAGGAUUAUCCAUGUGUUAGGGAAGCACUAACUUAGGUCUCCAACCCUCCUUUUUUUAAAACAAACAAACAAAACAACAACAACAACAACUAAAAAACCUUUUUGAGAUAGUCGCAAAAAGUCUUUGGCUGGCCUAGUACUUGCUGUGUUGUCCAGGCUGGCCUCAAGCUCACGAUAAUCCUGCCUCGGCCUCUGUAGUGUUGGAUCUCAGGCCUGUGCCACCAACCAUGCCAGGCUGCCCCAUCCCUCUUAUGUGAGAUGUGUUGUCCAGGAUUGCCAUUAACUUGUAAUAUUGCUGACAAUAGGUGAUGCGUUUUAGAUUUUUGGAUAACUUUACAUGAAUUUUGAAGUGAUUGUGGUUCUGGUGGUUAACAAACCAACGCGGUUAACAAAC